Penicillium canariense is the source of this 615-nucleotide messenger RNA. Its product is annotated as GrpB family protein. The transcript has a single exon. Lineage: Eukaryota; Fungi; Ascomycota; Eurotiomycetes; Eurotiales; Aspergillaceae. Bases 1 to 615 code for a protein of 204 amino acids. The record is from RefSeq and is a predicted model, not a curated record.
AUGCCCGCUACCGUUGCGCAGAUUCUCGCGCCUUACGAGUACAAACCGGAGCUCGUGGAGCGUGUAGCCUCACGGACGGUAGAACCUUCCAUUACCAUACUUGAGCCCAACCCAGAAUGGCCGCAACGGUUCGAAGAAGUCAAAGAGCGGAUUCAAAAAGCCCUUGGGGCCUUGAUCUUGGACAUCGCUCAUGCCGGCUCUACCAGCGUUCCUGGCCUACCAGCUAAAGACAUUAUUGAUGUUGAUCUGAGCCUAAAAGAUGCCAUGGAUGAAGCAUCCUAUGUGAGACCUCUGGAAGAGGCAGGAUUUCGGUUCCUCUUGCGCGAACCGCGAUGGCACCAGCACCGGUUCUUUGUGGAGAAUUGGCCCAAAGCCUACCACGUCAAUGUCCAUGUUUGGGGUCCCGAUUCACCCGAAGCUGCCCGACAUCGUAUCUUUCGUGACUGGUUACGCAAAACGCCAGCGGAUCUAGAACUAUAUGCCAAAGUGAAACGCGAAGCGGCUAAACAGGCUGCUGUAGCUGGAGAUUCGAUGAUGGAUUAUACGCAACGGAAAGAGGAAACGAUCCGUGAGAUCCUAGAAAGAGCAUUCGGUGAUUUGGGCUAUAAUGAAUGA